Molecule: messenger RNA, 991 nt
Organism: Notothenia coriiceps (black rockcod)
Lineage: Eukaryota; Metazoa; Chordata; Actinopteri; Perciformes; Nototheniidae
Product: peripheral-type benzodiazepine receptor-associated protein 1
Exons: 9
Coding region: 230-991 (253 amino acids)
Biological process (GO): neuromuscular synaptic transmission
Source: RefSeq, a predicted model, not a curated record
CUCCCAACGCGGCGCUUAUUUUGAGAUUUUGUUCUAUGGUGCUGUGUUCGCACCUUGAUAUCGUUGUCCUUCUCCUCUGGCUGCGGGCCAGUUUCACCUUACCUGUCUUUGCAAGACAGAUUUAUGUUCUCAGGACUGCAAACCCUUUUGUUUUCUUUUCCCUUUUGGAUUGAUCGUUUUCUCCUGUUUAAGUUAGUGUAGAUAUUUAUAAUCUGAACAUGCUGGAGUUAUGACGUCACCCUCCACAGCUGACCAUGACAAGCGUUUGGAGAAGCAUGCAAACCGUUCUGUCAUGGGGACAAUGGGUUGUCAGAAGACUUGCAAGGUGGAGAAACUCCUGAAACAGUCUCAUGGGGAAUUAGCGUGGAGCCAGAGACAAAGGUUAGCCCCAGCAAAGAAAAACAACCGGAUAAGAAGCACAGAUAAGCUGAGAAAGGAAGUUUUGCCGCUCCAGCUCCCACGUUUGCAGCAUUUGGACAGCUUUCGUCUUCUAGAGAACAACAGCGGACCCCGACGACUCAACCCGGAGACCCUUAGCCACCAAAGGCUAAAGCAGCAGUUACUGGAGACUGAGAUCGGCACCAGAAGGAAGGAGUGUGAAGCACUUGAGGCGGAGGUGAAGAAAAAGAAUCAAACAUGCCAGACUUUGGAGAAUGAGCUUCAAGAUUUCCUCCAUGAGAACAAACACUUGAACCUCCAUUUGUUCAACAGUAGCAACAAGACAUCUGAGUAUGAGAAGGUGAAGUCUGAGUAUGCCCAGCUCAAAGAGACCCUUGGUUCUGUGACGCAGGAGAGAGAUUUAGCCCUGUGGGAGAGGAACCAGCUCCAAGGCAAACUGGAGAACCUAGAGCAGGUGCUCAAGCAUAUGCGCGAGGCUGCAGAGCGGAGGCAGCAGCUAGAGUUGGAGCAUGAGCAGGCCUUGGCUGUACUCAAUGCAAAGCAGCAGGAGAUUGAAGUUCUUCAGAAGGUAAGGGAGCUCAGAUGUUUCUAG